ACCUAACAGUCAGUCGGACUGUUAUUACAGCUAUACAGCCUUGCCUGCAAACAGUUUGUUUGAUUGUCUAAUCGUACAAAUUCUAAAUCAUCACUAUUGGCACCGAAAUUGCUGUAUAUGGUAUCCUCUGUAUUCGGGGAUACAACUGUCCUCGUGUCUUGCCUCAUCCAUGUUCAAUUUCUUGUUCUCGUGCUGCGUUCGUCAGCGUCGGCGCAACCUAACAGUUCCCGAUGAACGCACCUUCUUAAUCCCCGCCACAACCGCAAGUGAGACUCCUACGCCUCAGCCGCGGGUGGUCGACCAUCAGAAGCUAAAAGAGCGGUUGGGUACCGUUGUGCGAUCAAAAGAAGGAAAAAUGGUGAAUGUGAAUGCCGCCUUCCCAUUUAACCUUCACAACCAGUCGCUUGGCGACCCUCCGUCUCGUAGCGUCUCAGGCGGAACCUUGGAUAGCAGUCGGCGGGCCUCGCGAUCUCCUGCACGUGAUUCGCUACACACGAGGUAUUCGAGCACUUCACUACACCGGGAUGCGGAAGCCUCCGCGUCUCAGAGCAAUGACGCAGUGGAAGGAAGAGGUGAUACGCACAAGCCGAUAUUAAAUGUUAGGCUUGUAUCGACUGCUGUGAGCAAUGUUGCAAACAGGCCAAUUAAUGGCAUCUCUCGGGGGCGACCAGGACGUGGGAUCGAACAUGGACGGGUGAUGGUUGUCAGUGCUGACCACAUUUCUCAUCCUGAUGACGAUGACGAUGAACAUGAAAAUGUGGCUGAAGACAAUGAUGCACUCACACCUCGUCGACAGACGCACACGUCUGAUGGGGAUGCAAAUGAUUCGUCUGAUAGUAAUCCCUCCGAGUUGUCUUGUGAUGCCAAUGUCAUACAUACCGAAGAUUUCACAAUUCGUGACGCUGGUGCUAUAUCGCGUUCCUGGGGUGACUGAAUGCUCCCAUUCUUUUUUCCAAAAUCUGCGUGUUCGUGCCGGAACUUGGUCGUCCAUGUAAGGUAGUACAUAACCCUUGCAUGUAUUUCCGCGGGGUACUGCAAGGAUUGUUCCGCAUAGUCGAUCUCUCCCGGAUCUAAUUUCAUGCUACAUCUGGUUGGUAUUUGCCCAUAUAAAAGUUACGGGCCGAUUCAUUAGUCAAUGUUUUCGUCGGAGCCUAGGAUGAGAGCCACACAGCUAUCUUUGUCUGAAUAAUUGAACAACACUAAAAUAACC
Messenger RNA from Suillus discolor, 1210 nucleotides. RefSeq lists its product as uncharacterized. The record is from RefSeq and is a predicted model, not a curated record. The transcript is spliced from 5 exons. The coding region runs from base 170 to 934 and encodes 254 amino acids. NCBI's taxonomy places the organism in Eukaryota, Fungi, Basidiomycota, Agaricomycetes, Boletales, Suillaceae.